Penicillium macrosclerotiorum is the source of this 1050-nucleotide messenger RNA. RefSeq lists its product as uncharacterized. Lineage: Eukaryota; Fungi; Ascomycota; Eurotiomycetes; Eurotiales; Aspergillaceae. The record is from RefSeq and is a predicted model, not a curated record. Bases 1 to 1050 code for a protein of 349 amino acids. The transcript has a single exon.
AUGACCUCCGCUCCGCUCUGCGCCAGCGCGCGCUCCCUGACGACCUCCGCCCGACACCCUCGCACUCUGCUUCUCACCUUGGAUGCCUUUGAGACCCUCUUCCACCCCCGCCCGCCGGUCCCAGAGCAGUACGCAACAACGGCGCACCGGUUCGGUCUCUCGCGAACUGUUGUCACCCCGGAACGAGUCAAAGCCGCGUUCAAGGAUGUAUAUCGUGCACAAGCCAAGCUGCACCCCAACUACGGCCGUGCUGAUGUCCUCCGCGGUCGGUACGGGGGCCCGAAACAGUGGUGGGAGGAGGUGAUCCGGGGAAGCUUCGCAAAGGUGCUAGCCGCGGACGGGGCAAGGCAGCCCACAGCCCCUAAGUUACAAGACGACAAAUAUGUCGAUCUGCCACCGGGCCUGGUGAACGCAUUGCUGGAUCGCUUCGCGGGCGCCGGGGGUUACACCUUAUACGACGACGUUGUGCCAUUUUUCGCGCGCAUGCGCGAGCUUCGAACGACGUCAACCAAGCCCUUUGACCGCGUGGUCAUAGGCGUAAUCUCCAACUCGGACGAUCGGGUCCCGGAUGUGUUGAAGGCGCUGGGUUUACGAGUCGGCGAUAUGCGCGCGGACCAAGAUUUAUCUAGCAUGGAGCUGCCCGGAUUCGAAGAGCGAGGAGCCUCCGUACAUUCGGUGCGGUUGCAGGAAAUUGGCGCGAAAUCCCAGACGAGCUCAGAUGCCGAUUUGGAUCUUGUCAUUACUAGCUAUGAAGCGGGCGAAGAGAAGCCGAACCGAGUGAUCUUUGAUGUUGCGAGGCGUCAGGCUCGCUUGUUAGCUCAGGCAGAGGCACACACGCAUGGGUCCACUCCGGUCGGUAUCGAAGAUAUGGAUGACUGGAUAUGUGUGCAUGUGGGUGAUGACUAUGAGAAGGACUAUCUUGCGGCCAUGGAUGCAGGCUGGCAAAGCUAUUUUCUGGCUCGUGGUCAAAAUGGCGAGAGCGAGAAACGACCUGCAAAGACGAUUCGCUCGCUGAUGGAUUUGCUGGGUGAAUUAAAAAUUGGGUCAUAA